GCGCUUGGGCCCCGCGAGCUUCGGGCACGCGCGCUCCCUCCCCCUCGUUCGCGCGGGACCUGUGGCUUUGCAGACGACGCUGUCUCUGCCUCCCCCCUCCCUGCCUUUGCUGCAGUUUGAUCCACCCCGGGGUGAGGAGGGUGGAGCGAGAAGGAGCCGCUUUCCGCGCUCUCUCUCCCUGCUGCAGUGGGCUCUGCGCUGCAAUUGGAAGGCGCUGCCCCGCGACGCCCAUUCGCGGGGGCUCAGCCGAGGCUGCUGUUGCUACUGCGUCCUUCCCAUCUCCCCCACCCCCCGCCCCUCCUCUUGGCCCUGGGCAGCGCAGCCUCUCCCGAGCCCAGCCCCCCUGGACUGAGCCCCCAGUUGAGCCCUCCUCCUCUCCAGACGGCGCCGACAGCCUGUGGGAGCUGCAGCUGUGUCUGUGGCCCGGAGAGGGGUAGAGGCCUGCCGCACUCCUAUCUGCUCGCACCCCUGCACCCCUACACCCACACUCUUCCGCCUCACAUCCCAGUUCCUGCGCUCAUUCCCUAUCCCCAGCAUGUCGGCUCUGGAGUGGUACGCGCACAAGUCCCUAGGCGAUGGCAUCUUCUGGAUCCAGGAGCGCUUCUUCGAGUCGGGCAACCGCGCCAACAUCUGGCUGGUGCGCGGCACGGAGCAGGACGUGGUGAUCGACACCGGGCUGGGGCUUCGAAGCCUGCCCGAGUACCUGUACUCGGCUGGCCUCCUGCAGGACCCGGACAAAGGGGAGGACUUAGUGCGGCGGCCGCUGCUGGCCGUGGCUACCCACGUCCACUUCGACCACGCCGGCGGGCUCUACCAGUUUGACCAGGUAGCGGUGCACCGGGCCGAGGCGGAUGCCCUGGCCCGUGGGGACAACUUUGAGACCGCGACCUGGCUGUCGGAGAGCGAGGUGGUACGGGCUCCAAGCCCCGGCUGGAACGCCAGGCAGUUUCGAGUGCAAGCGGUGCAGCCCACCCACAUCCUGCAGGAGGGGGAUGUGAUCAGCCUUGGUGACCGACAGCUCACUGUCAUGCACAUGCCUGGUCACUCCAGGGGAAGCAUUUGCUUGCUUGACAAAGAUCGGAAGAUUUUGUUCAGUGGAGAUGUUGUAUACGAUGGAGCUAUGAUUGACUGGCUUCCAUACAGCCGAAUCAAUGAUUAUAUUGUUACCUGUGAGCGUCUGAUAGAAUUGGUGGACAGUGGCGUGGUAGAGAAGGUGCUUCCUGGGCACUUCAACACCUUUGGAGCUGAAAGGCUGUAUCGCUUGGCUUCCAACUAUAUUUCGAAAGCUGGCUUGUGUCACAAAGUUUCAACCUGCGCCAUGAGAUCUCUUGCAAGUUUAGCUCUGCGUGUAACCACCUCUAGAACCCCAUCCUAGUUUGUACAUAUUGGUUUAUCAUGUAAUUGAUACUUGUGUAAAACCAAGCAGUUUUGUGGUUGAAAUAAUUGAUUGUGAUCAUUUAAGAAGUGCUUUCUCAAUAUAAGGGGGGGAGGGGGGAGAUUUGAGAAGGAAAAAGCCAAAAGAGGGAGAUUUCUUAUUUUAACUUAUUUAUUUUCCACCAAAUAAUUAUAAUAAGCCUCUGAAAGAAGCUAAUAGCUUGCCAAAGCUGUUGCCUUUUAAAUGUUUGUGGGUUUUUGUUUUGUUUGUGGUCAUUGAAACUGUGGGAUGGUUGCAUGGGGAAGGCAUUUGGAGAAAAGGAAAGAAGAGUUAUCCAUACCUACUUUUGGAAACUCUCAUUUUAUUUCUUAUGUGCAUUAAAGUAAGGUGUUUUUAUUUUGUGCCCCAACCCUGACAUUUUCAGUAUUACAUUUAAAUUGAAAGAUGAAACUUCUUCACUUUAAAAUCCAUUUGAACUCAAUGUGAAAUAUAUAAUAUACCUAUUUAUGUGACAUCCAAAACAUUUCACUACUGUAGGGACUGGAUUCAUGUGUGCCAUGAUUUAUUUGUUCUUUGUGUAACUUAUUGAUGAAAUAGUCACUGUCUGUGGUGUGUUUAUUUUAUUUAUUUAAAAAAUAGUAAAGUGUAUUUGGGUUUGAUGCAAGACUUUAUAAAACAAAUGCUUCAUUAAUAAAGGCUGAAAAGAUGUUACAGUUGAGGUGUUGUAUUUUGCAGAUAGUGAGGUUUUAAGUGUGCAUAUUUAACUGCAAAUGUUUAGAUUUCUUGAAAGGACACUGUCAGGUAUACUUAAAAAAUAUAUAAGAUUUGAAAUAUUUUCCUUCUGGUCUGGAAGGAAAAGUAAAAACAGGCCUCAAGGCAUUCUUUCUUUGGGCAACACUUCAUAUGAAAUCAACUUUGGGACUCUUAUUUUUUUUUAAAUUGUAUAAUCUUGAAACAAACAGGUAUUCUACUUGGUCCUUUGUCCUAUGUUGCAUUAAAGGGCUUACCAAAUUAAUUUCAAAGUGUAAAUUAGAUAGUAAUCUUUUCCUGAUUCACAGAACUGAUUCUUUUCUGAUGGAUUUUGAACCACCUACAACCUUUGACUGAAAUGAAAAGAUCUCAUUUGCAGAGUCUACUCUCAACAAAAGCUAGACUGAUAUUUAGCAAUGCAUUUUGUGUGUGUGUGUGUGUGUGUGUAAGACUUUGGAGAAACUUAAAAGAAUUUUUGUAAACUCUUACUACUACCUUUCUAGUCCUAGCAUUCCUGAAUUCAAACAGUGACAGUUACAUGAAAUUCAGUUUUAGGAGUGCUAGACCAAGGGUUUCUGAAACAGUGUAAAACUCUCUCCUUUCCCAGAAAUUCUCCAUAUUCAUUUAUUUAAGCAGAAUUUAAGCAUCUACCAUAAAUACAGCACUAUGCUAGGCACAACGGGGAAAUGUAAUAGGAGUUAAAGAUGGGGUUCCUGCUCUCACAGAACUCAUAACCGAGCUAGAGCAAACAUACAACAGAGAAUAGGAUAGCAAUGCAAAGCAAGGAUAACAAUUAAUAGUAUACAUAAAUACUGAGAAAUAGAACAAGCAAGUAAUGUUUAUAGUGUAAGGUUAGCCAGAGAAAGUUUGAGGAGAGAUGAAUAAUGAGCAAGAUUUUGAAAGAAGGGAUGGUUGUAGAUUGGUGUAUUACUUCUUUAUAUCAAACAUCCCCUGUGCUGAUUAAACAGGUUUAAUAGAACAUUUUCAGUAUGGUCAGUAUUCCUGAUUAUUGGGGGAGUAACAAGAGACAACAAUACUGCUUUAUGGAAGAGCCUAAAAAAAUGAAUUUUUUUCUACCUUGUUUUCUUGUAGCCAUAUAAGUAAUUAAAGACAAGGAAAUUGGGGGGUUCAAGGCUAUGCACAACUCUUAUUGUGGUUUUCAUAUCCUCACUAACCACCCACACAGAGCCAUAAUGCUCAUAAUCUGGAAUCAAAGAAACCAGACAGUUGUUUGAGUACAUACAAAUAAAGAUUCUCUCUGUACUGUGUGAUCUCUUGCAAGCACAGCUCUUUGUGUAAGAAGGAUCAAGUCCUAAUCUAAAUUGACCUUUCUUGUAAUUGACUCUAUAAAUUAAAACUAAGUAAUUUUGUAGUCUUUAAAAAUAACUCAGUGUCAUCAAAAAAUGUUUUAAUAUAAACUAGUGAAGAUAUCAUUGGACCUUGCUUAGAGUGAUCAUUUUUAAAGACAGCUUUUCUAUUAGACUGGACUUUGAAGCUUAUAUAUGAAUAUUAAGAAUUUCAAUAUUAUAUUGAGAAUUAUUGUGGUAGUAUUGGGGAUGCUAUGAGUAAAAUUAUUAGAUGGCUUUAAGAAGAGCCAUUAUUUUUACAUUGGUUAUAAAAAUAGUAAAUUCCAAACCUAUAAAUCACUGAAGACCCUAUUAGCUGAUAGAGUUUUAUAUUAUUUUCCCUUGAAGAAGUAGAGGUUUUAGGCUUACGGUUACUUGUAAUGAGAAUGUCUAAAAUUCUUUAGGGAAUGAGGGUGCUUAUUUGGUAGGAGAAUAAAGUUUCACAACAUUUGAAUUGAUGUAUUUUAAGCAACAUUAUUCAAGAUUGUAUUACUGUACUACUGUUGAAACUUGUGAAGAGUCUGGCUAAUGGCCAGCUCAGUGGAACAAACUUGACAAAGUGUAUUUUUACUCUCCAUGAUGUGGAGUGUGCCAAUAGUAAAACAGGUGAAAAAACCCAAAGCAUUUUCCUAAUAUAUGUUAAUUUUUAAUAUGUAUAUUUUCACCCUGACAGUGACCCUUUAAUGUUGACAUAAUUUAUUACUUUAAAAAAUGUUGAAUUGUAAGUCGUAAAAAUUGAAAAUAUUUAGAAAUCAUUUUUACUCUUUAAAUUGGUAGUGCUGUGUCUUUGGUAAUCCAGUUUCCUUACUGACUUUUUUUUUCAUAUAAAAAAAGUAAAGAAACUUUGAUCUCUUUUUUCCGUCAACUGUAAACUAUACAUAAUUGAUGUUAAAAUAAAAAUGUUAAGCAUCUUUGUUCUUGGAUGUAAUAUGAAUGUAAUAUUCUCAGACUGUCUGCUUGUAGUUUUCAGAUGACUGUAAUUUAAAACAUAUAAUAAAUAUUUAAAGGGAUAUAGUAUUUCCUUGAAAUUCA
Molecule: messenger RNA, 4503 nt
Organism: Trichosurus vulpecula (common brushtail)
Lineage: Eukaryota; Metazoa; Chordata; Mammalia; Diprotodontia; Phalangeridae
Gene: MBLAC2
Product: metallo-beta-lactamase domain containing 2
Exons: 2
Coding region: 536-1375 (279 amino acids)
Source: RefSeq, a predicted model, not a curated record